UGCGCAGGGUGUGGCCCUUCGCUCUCCUCUCCUCGAGGAUCAUCAGAAUUCCUCUGAAUCUCAUCGAGAGUAGACGUACUUCUCUCUGUGAAUCUGUGAAUUUACGUGAGCCUUAAGAGUGCCUACGAGAUCAUUUUCUUGUGACCCGAGUGAAGUUGAUUCAGUAAAAAGACGAAGAUUUCAGAACUCGUGUCCAGUUUUAUCAUUAGUUCUGAGAAGAGCUAUUCACGUAUCAUCCAAGAUGUCGGAGCACGUCAAGCAGGUGCCAGAUAUACUCAAUCACGACUUCAUCGACGAAGUCCUCCGGGACGGAAUGGGCAUAGGCGGCUCCAAUGGCGAAUUCGCCUUCCUCGACGACAACCUCUUCCCAGAAUUGGAUCCUUCGUUUGAAGAGUUGCCAUUGCCUGUGCCCCUGUCACCGUCGGCGAACUUGACCGAGACCAUGAACAUAGGAUAUAUGCCCGACUUCAUCGACAUGCAACCCUUGGACUCCACUCUUCUUGUGCCGGUUCCCGUGGUGGAAGACGCGCCUUCUGUCGUUACCAUCACCGAAACCGAGGCCGCCGUGAACUUGGACUCGCCUGACGUCACCAUCGAAGUGCAGACCGCCGAGGAGGAGCAGGAGGCAGUCGCCGUACUGAAGGAGGCGCCCGCAGAAGGAGCGAGUCGAAGCGAAGGCAGCGCGUCCAGCGACCCCCCAAAGAAGCGCGGCAGGAAGCGCCUGUAUCCCCCCGGCACAACGCCCCCAAGGAGGCGCCGCCCUCGCAAAGUGAAACUGUACGAGCUCGAGACUUUUGAAGACCCAGAAAUGGAGCGGAAGAGACAGAACGCCCUGAACGCCAAGAUCCACCGGGAGAAGCAGAAGGAGAAGAAGGAGGCGCUGCAGGGUCAGCUGGAGGCCGCCAUCCGUGACCGAGACGAGCUGAAGCGCCAGCUGGAGGAGAUGCGGGAGAGGGAGAAGAAGCUGGUCCUGGAGCUGGAGCUGAUUCGGCAGCAGCAGCAGCACAACUCCACGACAGUGUUCCCCGUCCAAAUCAUCCUCUGAAAAGCAAAACAGGACCCCAGUUUUCCUUCUUAUUUUCUACGAAAACAAACAAACAAAAAACAACACAAAACAACAUAAAUACCCACUAAGAAGGGUAUUAUUCACCCUUCUUAGUGCCAAACACAACAUGCACUACACAUGAUACAUGCACUUGACACUACAAGUCACCACACAUUCUGCGUGUGGUUUUACAGUCUUUUAUAGAGGAUUUCGCUAUUUUAACAAAUCUAGUCAUUGCCUGUGAUAAGUUUUAUCUUAAGGAAAAGCAUUCUAGUCAAAUCUGUGAUAUUUGAUGCCUUAAUUUCUCUCAGUAUGUUCAUGAGAAUGUCAUAUUUUAAUGGCCUCAUGCCUCUCUUAUCUUAAUGAGAAUGUCUUAGAUCACUCAUCAUUUUCGUAAAGUAAGUAUACUGUAUGAAUCUUUUUAUAAUUACAGGUUGCGGAAGGAGAGAGAAAUCUCCAGUGAAAGGUGAACCAACGCUCCAGCCAGUAUGACCGUUUUCGAUAUGUUCAAGAGGAGAGAUGUCGCUUGAACGCCAUUGUCAUUAUAAUUGCAUUAUCACCAUCAAUAUCUUUCAAUAUGUUAGCUUAUCGUUUGCAUCGAUAUCAUACACUUCUCUCACUUAUGUUGAUAACUUGAUUAUAUCAUUAUAGUGCUUGUUUUCAAAUGAAGUGAAAACUGCUAAAUUAAAUCUUACUUUUCUUGGAAAACUAGAAUUUCUCCCAGAAGAGAGGCACGCGAAUUCAUAACCACUUUAUUAUUAGUGUGGACCAGAUACAAAUAGGCAUGUAAUCUAACACUCAUUGAGAUUUUACAGUUUACGAAAUCUUUUGUCAUGCUACAUUAAUAUUGUAGCAUGACAAAAUAACCCGUGAUGUCAAAGAAAACGAAUUUAUAAUAACUUAAAUUUAUUUAAUAAUUAUUCAGAGGAAGAGUCUUUUGGAAAAUCGGCUUUAUUCCAAUAUUUAUUUAUUCAUGCAUAAUUGUUUCUGAAUCAGUUCUUCUAUUAAUUAAACGGAAUUACCAAAUAAAGACAAAGAACAUAACUAAAAUAAGUGAGUGUAAGUUAUGAAACUUAACUUCUAAAACCUAUUAAAGUUCGAGUAAUUUUUUAAGUCAUGUACUUAGGUUUUAUAUGAUUAUAUAUGUUGUAUACGUAUAUAUAUAUAGUCCUUAAUGUGAUAUUACAAAGGUUGUGAAAAAAAAAAGAGAAAAAUGACGGUAUUACAUAGAAAUGUAGGUAAGAUAUUAAAUAUGUAUUUUAUUCACGUAGAUAUGUUGUAUUUUUUAUUGUGUAGUUUUGGUAUGCAUGUCAUUUUACAAAUAAAUUUUAUAUUUCCAGAUAU
Molecule: messenger RNA, 2389 nt
Organism: Penaeus monodon (black tiger shrimp)
Lineage: Eukaryota; Metazoa; Arthropoda; Malacostraca; Decapoda; Penaeidae
Product: histone-lysine N-methyltransferase, H3 lysine-79 specific-like
Exons: 2
Coding region: 242-1045 (267 amino acids)
Source: RefSeq, a predicted model, not a curated record